Aspergillus luchuensis is the source of this 1794-nucleotide messenger RNA. RefSeq names its product HET domain-containing protein. The coding region runs from base 1 to 1794 and encodes 597 amino acids. Lineage: Eukaryota; Fungi; Ascomycota; Eurotiomycetes; Eurotiales; Aspergillaceae. The record is from RefSeq and is a predicted model, not a curated record. The transcript has a single exon.
AUGCCGUUGUCAUACAACAAGUUAGACCCCAGCGCCAAACAGAUUCGUCUUUUGACUAUCUUUCCGGAUGAGAAUGACGAGAACCUUGUUCGAGCAUCGCUCCAUACCGUGUCUCUCAACGAUGCCUGCGACUUCGAGGCCUUGUCUUACGUAUGGGGUGACACCUCUGUGACCGUGGACAUCUCAGUUGAUGACUGCAUUAUUGGUGUAACAGCGAAUCUGCAUGCUUUCUUGCGGGGACUUCGCCAGCCUGAUACAGAACGCACGGUGUGGGUUGAUUAUGUCUGCAUCAAUCAGAACGAUAUCUCGGAGCGGAACUCGCAGGUUCCUUUGAUGUGUCAAAUCUAUUCGACUGCCACGUCGGUGGUUGCUUGGUUGGGAGAUCUGGAGCCGGAAGCACUGAAGCUCAUCGAGUGGUAUCAUGCCAACCAAGAUGGGCUUUACUAUAACAGCACCGGUCUUCAUGAUAUUUUCGAAGCCAUAGCGGUGCUCUGUUUAUCUGCUAACGCACUGUGUACCGCGCAGUAUUGGCAUCGCCUGUGGACAUUCCAAGAGUGGCAUCUCUCGAGAAAUGCCGUUGUAUGCAUGCAUGGAAAAACGACUUUUAUCAUAGGGAACUUCUUCGAACGAUUAAACGACGAGAUCGUCGCUGUCAGGCGUUUUGUUAUGGUUCUUACCUCCUCAGGGGGCGCAUUAUCGAUAGCAGAUACAUUCGAGACGGAAGAUCUUUACAAUUUCAUUCGUUUCCUACUUGAAAGGCAGCAAGAACUCGACAGUCUCUUGAAUAAGAUCCCUCGAGAUAUUCUGCUCCUCAAUCGAGAUACCCCGCGUCCAUCUAGGCUUGGGGACUUGCUAUUGCUUACGGUUGACCGGCAUUGCAGUAAUCAACUGGACAAUGUAUAUGCGUUAUAUGGGCUUUCUCCAGCGGCUAGGGAAGCAUACCCUCCCGACUAUCGAAAGACCAUCAGCCAGGUCAAUCAUGAAACAACGUGCUUUGUCUUGGGACACGAAGCCAAUAUAAGUAUAUUCGAUGACUUUGAUUUUUGUUUCAACUCCUCUAACAAGGAGGACUCACUCCCUUCAUGGGUUGUCGACUUUACCACGACGGAUCCGGCGCACCGAGCAAAGAUGCAACAAAACUUUUCCAAAUCAUUGCAUUUGAAUAAGGCUCCCUGGAAGCCAAUUCAGGAUCAUGCCCCUAUAGUCACAGAUAAUAUGCACACACUCAAGCUCUGGUGUCAGAGGAUAGGGGUUGCCUCUCCUCCAUACUUGUUUGAGUCACCAGCCCUGGACUGUCUUGGGCAGGUACAGGCGCUUGCCAAAACCGCCGCAAGGCCCGAUAAUAUAUUUGAAGCUACUUUUAACUACACUGGUUGCUAUAGUUAUUUUAUCCCGGAUACAUUCCUCGAUAUCAUGAAAAUUUCUGUCUCUGAUGAGCAUGAAAAGUUUCUGGAGGCAACGAAAGGAUCUCUCCCAGCGCUUCGCCUCUGUUUUGAAAAGCUUACAGAAAAGCGAUUUUUUACGAUGGCCACCUCAUCUGGAAGGAGUAUUGUUGGCUUUACGGAUUGUGAGAUUGAAGAAGGUGAUCAUAUUGUCGUCCCCUGUGGCAUCGUCCAAGUGUUUGUUCUCCGCCCUAUCCCAGAGAAGAUGCUUGUGGAUGGUGAAAAGGCCCAGUGCUUCAAGGUCAUUGGGCGGGCUUUCGUCGAGAGCAUAUCACAUCCAGAGGGAACUACUCCGGAUCCUCUCCGUUCCGAAUUGAAGAGGACGCCUGCUACACAGUUUUGUGUUCGAUAA